This is a messenger RNA of Dothidotthia symphoricarpi CBS 119687, 493 nucleotides long. RefSeq lists its product as uncharacterized. Bases 93 to 341 code for a protein of 82 amino acids. Lineage: Eukaryota; Fungi; Ascomycota; Dothideomycetes; Pleosporales; Dothidotthiaceae. The record is from RefSeq and is a predicted model, not a curated record. The transcript has a single exon.
AUCCGCGUCGGCCAGGCAAUUUCGAGCGUCAGCGAGAUGAUCUGCGUUAACAAGCAGAUCCCAGGCAAAACACUUCGCAAUUCCAGAUAGAGAUGGGGACAAAGAGGGCGAAACCGCCUCGGCGAAAAACAUUGCGCAGAGCGCCGUCGUUCACCAGAUUCACGCGCCGAACGGCCAAUCGAGCGCGAUCGACGUCACGGAAAUAUCUCCUGCACGUGAGUGGACGAGUUCUCGGAUCAGGAUCGCUAAGUGCUGAUCCGGGACGUCCUAGCCGGCGUACCCUGCUUAGCGGGGCCAUUGUCUGGCGGCUGAACUGUACCAAGGACGACUACAUGAUAUAAGGUUUGGCUACCAGAUACAACAGUGAUGGGCGGACGAAGGAACUCGGGGAAGGAAGGUAGCCGAGCGAAGUGUUAGUUUCAAAUUAAUUUCAAUCGCAUUGUUGAGAAUUGACCGUAGGAUACGAACACGAAUUUCAAUCGACCUAGGAUGA